Messenger RNA from Nelumbo nucifera (sacred lotus), 669 nucleotides. Lineage: Eukaryota; Viridiplantae; Streptophyta; Magnoliopsida; Proteales; Nelumbonaceae. The record is from RefSeq and is a predicted model, not a curated record.
AUGCCCGAUGGUCAGAGGAUUGUUGUCCCCACUAAUGGCCUAGGCCAAGGAGUGGAUGCUGUGGCACAAUUUCUUGGAACCUUGGCUCGAAAUUGGAAAUUAUUUCCUAUUGAUGUAGACAAUUGGAAGAAAAUUCCAGAGUCAACAAAAAAUCGUGCUUGGGAAUUUGUAAAGCGAAAAUUUGAUCUGCCGGAUAAUUCAAAAGCAUGGGCCUUAAAAAAUAUAAAUAUUAAAUGGAAGAUGACAUUGAGGAAGACUUAUUAUAAGCCUAAUGUUCCAGCAAUUGAGCAACUUGAUUGUCCUACUCCACAGAUUCAUAAAGAUCAAUGGGUUAAUUUGUUAUGUAUUUGGGAAUCUGAUAAUUUUAAGAAAUCUAGUGAAGUGAACAAAGAUAACCGAUCUAAGAAGGUCAUCAACCAUUGUGUAGGAACAAAAAGUUAUGCAAGGAUUCGCAAAGAGGCAGAGGAUACUGGUGAGACAUUCUUUAAGAAAACACAUACUCGUAAAGAUGGUACACCCGUUGAUGAUGCAUCAAAAGAGAUUAUGGAUAAAAUUGAUGAGCUUUUAUCUCAACAAACGAAUGAGAACUCAGAAAGGACCACUGCUGCCCAGGAUGACAUGUUUGCCAAAGCCUUGGGUAAGUCAGAGAGGCGUGCCUUAUGGGCUUAG